Molecule: messenger RNA, 2727 nt
Organism: Nematocida ausubeli
Lineage: Eukaryota; Fungi; Microsporidia
Exons: 1
Coding region: 1-2727 (908 amino acids)
Source: RefSeq, a predicted model, not a curated record
AUGAUCAGCAAGCUACUUUUGAACCUAGUGAUGUUGCAGAGUAUUCUUGCAAGAAUCAAUGUGGAAGACAUAAAGACAGUGAGUGAGACUUUGGUCGGUGAGAAGCAGGAUGUGAUUAUUAACCCAAAGGGCCCAUUGAAUCUGCUGCGUGGAUAUAUUGGACACCAAAGCGGAUACAUGUACAACAAGCGGUUUUAUUCUUCUGAAAUAGACACAGACUAUGCGUUGACUAAGAAGGGGCUAUCAAGUAGAAAUGAACAGGAGUAUGAUUUUACAAGAACACCAGUGAAUGAUAGAGUACACAAAGACAUGGAUGCAAAAACCCCAGAAGGCAAGUAUCUUAGCACUUAUCACGCGCAGCUCAUAAAGAUGUUUCCAUCAAUAGACGGAGACCUUUCCAUUGAGGCAGGCAGGCCAAAUGCACUUACAAACUUCCUAAGAGCAGAUCACGUUAAGAAAGACACAAAGUACAUUCUUGCAGCACUUCUUCUUCUUUCAGAGGGUGUUGACGUUAAAAUAGCAGUAGAUCAUACAGAAGGAGACAAAAAAAAGCUUGUCAUAAAAAGUAAGACAUGCAAGGAGAAAGUAUUUGUGGAUGUAGAAAUGCACACAGCAGGUAUAGACCCAGUUACAAAUAAGUACAGUGAUAAAAUAAACCAAAAAGAAGCAGCUGAAAUUGUCAACUUCUACAUACGGUACAGAGACAAUCCGCUGCUAAAGAGAGGAGGUGAGUUUGCAAUGCCAGCCACAAAAGAAGAGUUUGAAAGUGGAAGAUUUUUAAACAGUGCAGCCUUCCUUAUACAAACGUAUAUGUAUGAGUUCAUUGAUACAGAAGAAGACUACAAGAACUUUGUAGAAGCAGCGCAUGAACUACUAGUUGAUCAAGUAACUGAAAAGGAGAAUUCAGAGCAGACUAAGAAGAAGGGUAAAAAGGGCAGAAUAUUUGAUGAGCUCUUCCUAGCGAAAGAUACACUUAGUGAAAACAAAAAGUACAUUGAAUCGUUCUGUGGCUUUCUAAAGGCCAAAAAUGAAAAUGCCAGAUUUCCUUUCUGCAAUGAUAGUCAGCUGCCACGGUAUACUAGAGUGCCGCGUUGUAAACUAGACAAAUCUGGAUUUGAGAAGGAUCAAGCCUUAUACUAUAGCAACUGCGUAGAAACAGCCCUUCUUGGACUGUUCUGCUGCCUGGCAUAUAAUCCAGAGACAGGAAAGUAUGAGACAGACUACAUGGGGGAGGGAAUAAGUAAAGAGCUAAAACAGUUCUUUGAAGACUAUCCUAAGCCAACAGAAACUACUGACUUUGAAAUGCACAAACAAUGGAGUAAAGUUGUUGCUUGCUUAAAGAAUGACAAGAUCGACUACAAGAAAGAGAAAAACGAACUCAUAGCUGGGAUUUCAAAUAUAUUUCUUGCUAUAGCAGAAAUAACAGGACAGAAGGAGGGAAUACUAAAAUUAGUUGACUAUAUAGAGAAUGCAUGUAAAUGCAGAAAAUUAGAUGAUGAGAAGAAAACUUAUAUUACAGAUAAGAUAGCAUCAAUUAUUAAGUCUUUGUCGCUAAAUAAGAAUGUGAAAGUGUUAUGUUACAACAUGAUACUUGGAAAAAGAUCAAGUGGCAAGUCAGAUAUUUUAGCUGAAAUUAAAAUUACUUACACUUUUAAUAGGGUAUGUAAUGGAAUUUCUUUGAAUAUAAGCCAUGGGCAUGGGCAUCUUUCUCUUCUUCCAUUUUUAGAUGCUAAUUCUGCACAAAUUAAAGAAAGGUGCGAAGAAGUAAAAAAUAUUUACAGUAGGGUAGACUGCUAUAUAGGGUAUAUUAUUGCACACUACAUUGAUGUCGAGUUAAACACUUCAGAUAAAAACUAUUCUAGUAUCUUACAAAAUAUUAGAAGAGACAUAAAUCUAAUGCUACAGGAAGGGUCUGGGAAUGUAUCUAAAAUAUUCUUAUACAGAAAGAUUUAUAAACCUGCCAUAAAGAGCUAUAUUAUGGAGUUUUUUAUGUUUGGUGCUGUGGCUAAAGGAGUCACCCCAACAAACCCUUUAACACGUCUUACUGCAAAUAUUUUAGGAAGUGUUCCGCUUAAUGAUCCUGUGACCCGGCGCAUGCUGAUUUUUUUUUCACCAAUUCUUGCAGGCUGGCGAGAAUGCUACCCAAAACUUGGGUACACGCCAUCAGACUAUCCAUCUGAACAUAUUUUUGUUUGGGGUGACGAAAAAUCAAUGUAUUUUUAUGAUACGAUAAUAGAAUCUCUAGCAUCCAUUGCAGUGAAAGCCACAUGCAACUAUCUUAGGGCAGUUUCGGGUUGCGAUGAUCAAACUUAUCAUGCGAAAUAUUUCAUAACCUCGGAUUUUCUAUUUAAGCGUAUGAUAUCUGAUGGGAGAAUAGAUAACUUAGUGAAAAUUCAGUCUGUUAUUACAGAAUAUAUGGAGGAAGCCACUUUAAACCAUACAUAUAUUUGCUGGUUAAUCCAUGCAUGCGCAAGCGAAUAUAAGCUCUCGCCAGAACUCAUUAAGGAGAUUUACAGCCUUAUAAUCUCGAAUGUUUAUUUAAAAAGCACACUUUAUAUUCGAACAGUGGUAACUAAACAAGAAUUACAAAAAUGCCUAAGUGUUUUAAAGGAAAGAAAGACUCUUUUCUGCUCAGAGGAUGACCCAAAAAGUAUGGAAAAAUAUAAUGGAAUGGCAUCAUAUUUGAGAUCAGUUGAGUUUUGUUUUAAGCUUUUUGCCAAUCCAUAG